Lichtheimia ornata is the source of this 1233-nucleotide messenger RNA. RefSeq names its product nicotinate phosphoribosyltransferase. Gene Ontology annotation, biological process: NAD+ biosynthetic process. The coding region runs from base 1 to 1233 and encodes 410 amino acids. The record is from RefSeq and is a predicted model, not a curated record. Gene Ontology annotation, molecular function: nicotinate phosphoribosyltransferase activity. The transcript has 3 exons. Lineage: Eukaryota; Fungi; Mucoromycota; Mucoromycetes; Mucorales; Lichtheimiaceae.
AUGGCGUCACAAUCGCACCAAGUCUUCCCCUCAAUUCUCGACAAUGAUCUUUACAAGUUCACCAUGCAAUUUGCUGUGUUGAAGCACUAUCGAGACGCUCAAGUCGUGUAUGAAUUCACCAAUCGAGACAAGGAAUUGCAGUUGAAUGUUGAAGCUGUGGAAUGGCUCGAGAAGCAGAUCAAGGAUAUGAAUGAAUUGGCUCUUACACCUGAAGAACGCGAGUAUAUUGGUUCAAUGGACUUUUUCGACAAGGAGUAUGCCGAAUACCUGUUUCAAUUCCGUUAUCGACCUGAGGAGCAAGUGCACAUGAAGUUUGAUCCACAAACACGUGAGCUGGAGCUCAAAGUCACUGGUUUAUGGCAUGAGACGAUCUUGUAUGAGGUGCCAUUGUUGGCCUUGAUUUCGGAAGCUUAUUUCAAGUUUGUUGACCGCGACUGGAACUACGAUGGCCAAUAUCAGAAUGCUACCGACAAGUGCAUGAAGUUGCUCGAGAAUGGAUGCAAGUUUUCAGAAUUUGGUACUCGCCGACGACGUGAUUUCAAGACACAUGAUACGGUGAUGCAUGCCUUAAAGGAAGCUUCCGACAAGUACAUGGCAUCCACGGCUGAACCUAAAGGCGUUUUCACUGGUACUAGCAAUGUCUUUUUCGCCAAAAAGUAUGGCACACCAGCUAUUGGCACAGUGGCACACGAGUUCUUUAUGGCUAUUUCAGCAUUGGAAGGUGUGAAGCAUGCGAAUGCGAUUGCAUUGGAAAAGUGGUACGAGACCUACCAUGGUGCAUUGGGCGUUGCCUUGACCGAUACCUACACUACGGAUGUCUUCCUUCGAGAUUUUGGCAAAGACCUUGCAAACAAAUAUGCAGCUGUGCGACAGGAUUCGGGUGAUCCCUCCGAGUUUGUUCAUCACAUUAUCGCCCACUACAAGUCUCUCGGCAUUGAUCCAAAGUCCAAAGUGAUUGUCUUUUCUGAUGCAUUGGAUGUACCACGUGCUAUCAAGUUAUUGCAUUUGACCCAAGAAGCUGGCAUUGGUGCAAGCUUUGGUAUCGGCACAUCGCUUACCAACGACUUUAAAAAGGUCAGCAACCCCAAUGAAAAGAGUCAGCCCAUGAAUAUGGUUAUCAAGAUGUGGUAUUGCAAUGGAAAGCGUGUCAUCAAGCUCAGUGACGACGUUCUCAAGCACAGCGCCAGCGAUGAUUUGGUCAAUGAACUUAAGCAGCAGCUAGAGAUUGCUUGA